GUCUCUCUCUCACAUCUACCAACAGGCCAACAAACAACCCUCAAUAAAAAGCACGCAGCUGUAAAGAAUCACAUAAAGAUUCGGCUCCAGAAAUAAAUCCUGGAUGGAGGAUCAUCCUAAACAUGAAAAGAAGAAGAAGAAUAUCAAAGCCAUGCCGCUGCCAAUAAGUAUCGGUGGUGGUGGCGGUGCCGGUGCCGGCAGACUUGGAAUGGGUGGUAUUGUGUUGUUUGGUGGAGCUUUGGUCACUGCGACCAUUGUAUCAGCAGCUUUAGCUUUCAAAAUAAGAGUAUCAUCUAAGAAGAGCAGGUCGCCAUCACCGGAGGCACAGAGUGUCGAUGCACCAGACCAGUUGGAAUUCAUUGUGAAGACUAAUACAGAUCUUCCUCUUGACUCUCAGAAUCAGAGCAGUGAUGGGUUAACUAGCAUGAACGAGAUCAUGCAGACUAAAACCAUUCCAGAUUCGAGUCCGGAGGAAAAGCAAAACUGUGAUGAAAAAGUGGCUGUGGAGUCUGGAGAUGGUAAUAUGUUUUCAAUAGUUGGUGAAGAUGAAAAAAACUAUGCGAAUUCUGUUUCUGAAGAGAAGAUUGUCCUGGCAUUUGUGGCAUGUCAGACUGAAUUGGGGUUUCCAAUAGUUGACGGGGUUGAAGAAGAGCAGAAGAAAUACUGUAACCAACAGAGUGACACUGAAGAGGAGGAAUAUAAAGCAAUUGAAGGCGUUAGAGAAAGCAUGCAGGUGGGCGCACUAGCAUCAGAUGAAGAAAGAACAGCAGCAAUGGAGGCUGCUGGGGCUAAAGAAGAGAAAGAAAAAGAUUGUGAAGAUGAAAUGAUUAAUGUAGCGAAUGUUGAGGGAGAGUUGAGUACUAGUGAUGAAGCAGCUGAUGAUAUUGUCGGUGAAACAGAAGAAGAAGAAGCAAUAAACACAGUUUUUUGUGUGCGGGUAGAAAACCAAGAAACGCAAUGCAAACUAGUAGUGAGCGAAGAAGCUUGUCUGGAUGAGGAUGAUGAUGAUGAUGAUGAUGAUGAUGAAACCAUUACAAUACAAACCCAAGAAAUGCACCAGAGUCGGACAUUUUCCAGUGGAUCUGCCAUUGAUGAUGAUGAUGACAGAGCAGCAGUAAGAGAAGAGAGCCCCCCGCCACCAAACCAAUUGAUGAUGAUGAAUAAAGAAGAACAAGGCAAAGAUGAAGACAAGGAAUGUGAGGUCCAGUCUAUGAAUAAAGACAAAGAAACGCCAGAUGCAGAAGCAGAGCUGUUGAUGAUUACAGAAGAUGAAACAGGAACAAACAAGGUGGAUGAUGAGAUCUUGUUAAUACAAUCAGAUGCUCGACCCUAUGUUACUACAGCCAAGAGUGAAGUUGGGAUUUGGGCAGAUGAGUCUGUGCAGCAGGAGGAGGAAGCAAGCCACAUGAUUGAAGAAAGCAUGAAGGAAGAUGACUCAAUUUUACUAAGCAAAGGGCAGAAGAACGAUGAUCACCAUAAACAUAAUAAACCUUUCACACAUAGGUUUGCAGAAGCCAAAGGGACAUUUCUUUACAAUUCCUGGUAUUCUGAGCUGCUGCUGGAAAUUAGUCUUGUUCCUACUUUGUUGCUCAUUUUCAUGUUAUUGGCCCUUGGAACUGCACUACAAAUAUACUUGGUCAAAUAAUACCUACGCUACGUACAAAGAUAUUGGGGAUUAUAACAUCAUCUGUAUACUAGCUGGUGC
Molecule: messenger RNA, 1705 nt
Organism: Lactuca virosa
Lineage: Eukaryota; Viridiplantae; Streptophyta; Magnoliopsida; Asterales; Asteraceae
Source: the annotation of a GenBank genome assembly